UAUGUUUUGACUGCCAAAUAAUGUUUGACUAUCAUUUAAAAAAUAACUUUGAACGACAGAUAUGGGGUAACUUUUUUGCUGAAUGGAUUAUGGAAUAUGCUUUAAAUUUACAGAAAACGCUGAGUUAGCCAAUAGGUUACUCAAAGGUACUGUUUAGACAGUGCUGAUUAGUGAUUAUAGGUUUUAGUCAGUGCAGUCAGUACCUAGUCACUCCCAAAACUAGAAGAACAACACAAAGUUAGGUUAAGGCUCGUCUCUUCCUCUCUCAUGACCUACCAAACGAAUUCGGAACAAAAUGGUAUCUUACGUCAUUACUAUGACGUUGCAGGUACCAAUUGGUUAACCAAAUGGUAUACCAACCAAAGCUUGCCGAAAUCGCCUAUUGUUUAUUUUUUUUUGAAUUUAGAAUUUAGAAUAAUGUUUUUUGCGUUUUUUGGAGUCUGAGCCGAGUUCGUAUGAUGCCGCAUUUUCAGUUCCACCAGAAUUUGUUUUUUGUUUUAGUCGAUAUUUUUCAAACAGGCACGGUUCAAUGCCAUCGGCUAAUCUAACAUAACUAUAAAAAAUAAUUUCAUUUGAAUUGGCGAAUUUUGAAAUUUUUAAAAAUGCUAGCUACGCAUAAAAAAAGAAAAAACGUGAAUUAGAAAAGAAAAUAACUCUACGUAAGAGGUUUUUAAAAUGUUCGAGUUUGAUGUAUCUUACAAAAAAGAUCCUGAAGAAGAAGAAAGUGCUGUCUCUACUCCACAAGUGAAACCAAAGAAACCAUUUGCCUGUACGUUUUGUGAACUAAAAUUUACUCAAAAGAGUCACCUGGCCAGUCAUUUUCUCAAUAAUCACAAAGAUAUUCCUGGAGCGGAAGACCUCAUAAGCAACAAAAUUCAUAGUUGUAAAUAUUGCGACUAUCGCACUAUUAAUUGUCACAAUUUAGCUUCUCACAAACUAUCGAAACAUAAAAAUAAGCAUCAGAAAUCAACAAAAAGUUUACAUUGCAUGUACUGUAAUUAUUCCACUAACAAUAAGGGCAAUUUUAUACUCCAUUCCAGAAGACACACAAAUGUAAAAUUUUACGAUUGCCAAUAUUGUGAACGUUCUUGCUACCAAAAAUCGAAUUUAGAUGCUCACUAUUUAUUUAAACACCGAUUCGAACCUGAAGUUGAAAAUUUAAUUACUAGUAAAGUAUAUAGGUGCGAACUUUGUGAGUUUAUGACGUUGAACAAAACUAAACACGGUAGGCAUAUAACUCAGUGUUGCAUUAAAGGAUUUUCUAGGCAAGAUUCAGAUAAAUGUAAGAAUUAAACUGUGAAAAUUGAUUUCUUUAGUAAUAAUUAUAGUGUUAGGCGUAACUUUGAAUUACAAAAGUACAAUUUUUAUAUUGGGGUAUUAUUGUAAUCACUGAACAAAAAUUGAAUCUAUAGUGGGCUAUUUGGGGACAUUUACAUUUUUUUUUAUAUAAAAAUAAAAAUAAGUUUUUAGAAUACAUAAAUGUGAAUAAAAGGGUACAUUUUUGAAAUGUAGUUUCCAUCUGUCCAUUUGUUUGAAAAUAUUGAACAUUUCUAGUUUUUAAAGGCAACAUUCAAGAGCUUGAAAAGUUUACCAUUUUAUUGAUGUAUUGAUAAUUGGGUGGGUUUCUGAAGGAAAUUGUGGAAUGUUUAGAAAAUACAAAUACGGGUAUUAGUAAUCAGGUUAUCGAAACCAACUACAAAAGUUUAUAUAAAUGAGCAAUCAUUAUAAUGUUUAAAGUGACCAGACCAGUGGCGACGCCAGGGGAGGGCCAGAGGGGGCCCGGGCCCCCCCUGAAAUUUAGCUGCCCCCCCCCCCCUGAGAACUUGCUCUCAUGCCGGCAACAAUGCAAUGCAACAUCAGCAGCCUGUGCCGGUUAAUUCGAUAUUCGGUGGGCACAGGUAAUCGCGACGGUGUUUUCGCUUUCCUGGGAUUCCCCCAAGAGUCGUAAACUAACAGAUGUGGAAUUCUGUAACGAAUAGAGAUAUUUUCGCUAUUGACGUCCCCUCUCUAUUGAUUUCGAAAAGAGAGAAGAAGACAGCAAGUGCCAUAGCAAAAGGGAUAAGGAUUUCUAUCCGUUACACAAUCCCGCCUCAGGAUUACUCAUCCUCAUAAAGCUUACUUUUCAUGCAUCCGUUUUUCCAUCAAUUCCAUGAUCCGGAAGUAUUUCUAUUGGUCCAAUAGGUUGGCGCCAAAAUAUUGGACCAAUAGGCCAGAUCAUCGGAUUGACGGAAAAACGGAUGCAUGAAAGUAAGCUUUGGUUACUUUUCAUGCAUCCGUUUAUCCGUUGAUCCGAAAGUAUUCCUAUUGGUUCAAUAUUUUGGCGCCAGAAUAUUGAACCAAUAGGAAUACUUCCGGAUUGACGGACAAACGGAUGCACGAAAAGUAAGUUAGGCGUACCUACGGUCCCCAUUUCUCCAGUCGUCAGGGCCUGCGAGUGACGUCACCAUUAUCAGCAGCUUAAAGCUUAAUACUCAUAACCGCGAAAGCCGCUCUUUUUUGACAUUGCUUCGACGAUUUGACGUUUGAUUCACGCAUAAAAUUGUCAAUGCAAUGUCAAAAAAGAGCGAAUUUCGCGGUUAUGAGUACUAGGUAGUGACGUCACCCGCAGGCCUUGAUGGAAUGCUUGCGAUUCAGGUUCGGCUAAUGCAUUUUACGCCGAAAGUUGAGGUCUGCGGCUGAAAUGGUAGACACUUUCAGCUCAAUAGGCAGUCCUAUAAGGUCAAGUUUUCUUGGGAUUCCCCCAAACAUAUUAGUGUCGACUUCCCAUUUUUUAUUCCAAAAAAAAAGCAAUAAAGUAAAAACAAGUGCCCCUCCCUAAAUUUUUCUGGCGCAGUCUGGCCCCCCCCUAAUGUAAUACCCUAGCGUCGCCACUGGACCAGACCUUGAAAGUCUAAAAGCGAGACAAGGUCACAAAGUUCUUUAAAAUCUCGUUUUUAUUUUCAUUUUUUGUUUUUUUGGGUACCUGGGGUAGUGAUUAAUGAAAUUACUUAUGUAGUUAUAGUAGUUAUACAAUAGUACAUUAAAAUACAAGUUUCAUAAGACGUCAUUUUAUCGCACGAGCCCUAAAGGGCGAGUGCGAUAAAAUGUCUUAUGAAACGAAUAUUUUAUACAAUUUUUUCUAUUUUGGUAUUGUUUAAUUAAAAAAAAAAAAAAAAAAUUCUUGGAAAUUUUAUUCCCAUAUUUCCUGAUUUCAUGUUUAGGUUGGUAACACUACAUGCCAAAAAUAGAAAUCUUCUUUUUUAUUUUUAUUUUCAUUAAUAAUAAACGAAUAUUUUAUACAAUUUUUUCUAUUUUGGUAUUGUUUAAUUAAAAAAAAAAAAAAAAAUUCUUGGAAAUUUUAUUCUCAUAUUUCCUGAUUUCAUGUUUAGGUUGGUAACACUACAUGCCAAAGAUAGAAAUCUUCUUUUUUAUUUUUAUUUUCAUUAAUAAUAAAAUCGCAAAUGACAGUUCGAUGGCCA
Ceutorhynchus assimilis (cabbage seed weevil) is the source of this 3458-nucleotide messenger RNA. The record is from the annotation of a GenBank genome assembly. Lineage: Eukaryota; Metazoa; Arthropoda; Insecta; Coleoptera; Curculionidae.